AUGGAUUUUUCUAACUCUGAAAUUGAUGCUCAGCUCUUAGAGCAGUUCAGAUGUCUGGGAACGGAUGAUCGUGAUGAAUUAGUUAAGAAUUUUAACCACGUUGUUGGCGAAAAUGUUUCGUCAGGCAUUUGUCACUUCUUCUUGGAUCUAGCAAACUGGAAUCUGCAAAAGGCCAUCGGUGCAUAUUUCGAUUUUAAUUUUGACGUAAACACUGAUACUUCCCACUCUUCGGCCCCCUCGUUUCGCAUUCAGCCGCUCUUAUUUGAUACAUCUCCGCUGAUUUGGUGUGUGCAAAAUUCUGGUACUGCUUCAUGGCCUGAAGGAACUUAUCUCACUGUUGAGACUGCCCCUGAUUUAGCAACCAUACCCCUCUGUGAUAAAUCAGUUGUGUGGCUACCUCUGCCAUCUGGUUACCGAAAACCGGUAUCUGAGCUUUCUCCUGGUAGUUAUGCACAUCUUGUUGUUGAUGUACAACCCCCGCCUGAAGAUAUAUGUUCGAGAGCUUUAUCCACAAACACUCCAGUAAUCGGUGCUUUAAAACUCUGUCUGCCUAGUGGGGCUCGUUUUGGAGGUAAGUCUUUUGUUAAAGCUAAGCCACUUGUCGAACCUCGUCGUCGAGUAAAGUGCUCUUGCUACCGAAGCGUUCGUGCCCUCAUUUAUCCUUGA
This is a messenger RNA of Hydatigera taeniaeformis, 666 nucleotides long. The record is from the annotation of a GenBank genome assembly. Lineage: Eukaryota; Metazoa; Platyhelminthes; Cestoda; Cyclophyllidea; Taeniidae.